CAACUGAGUCACCCUGUACAUUAGCAGGAUGCUAUCGGCGCCCUGACCUUAGCAGGAUUAUCAUCAGGCCGACCUUGCAGUGCGAUUAAUCCGGCAGUUGUUGCUCGACUACUGCGUGUUAAAUGGGUGACGAGGCAGCUGGGCGCACGAUGGAAGCCUUUUUCGUGGGCGUGGACGUGGGCACGGGGAGCGUGCGGGCCGCCCUAGUGGGCGCCACUGGGAAAAUCGCGAAAAUCCACGCGAAACCGACGCGCACCUGGAACACGCAGCCCGACUUCUACGAGCAAUCGAGCGACGACAUCUGGUUGGCCGUGGUCGAGUGCGUCAAGGCGGUGGUGGAGGGCGUGCCCCCCACCCAGGUGAGGGGCGUGGGCUUCGACGCCACCUGCUCAUUGGUCUGCCUGGAUGGGGAGGGGCGGCCGCUGACAGUGAGCCCGACGGGGCGCGACGCGCAGAACGUCAUCCUGUGGCUGGACCAUCGCGCUGUCAAGGAGACGGAGUUUAUCAACGCGCAGCGCCAUCCGGUGCUCAACUAUGUGGGCGGCAAGAUCUUCCCCGAAAUGGAGACGCCCAAGCUGCUCUGGCUGAAGCGCCAUCUGCCGGCCACGUGGGCGGCGGCCGCCCACUUUUUCGACCUGCCGGACUUCCUCACCUGGAGGGCCACUGGAUGCGAGUCCCGGUCCUCCUGCUCGCUGGUGUGCAAGUGGGCGUACGAAAUGACAGUGGAGGGCGUGGAGGGCUGGAGCCCCGCCUUCUUCGAGCAGAUCGGGCUGGCGGAGCUGGCGGCGGAGGGCUGGCGGCGCAUCGGCGCCCACGUCCAGCCGCCAGGGAGCGCUGUCGGGCGGGGCCUGUCGGCGCGCGCCGCCGCCGAGCUGGGGCUGUUGGCGGGCACGCCAGUGGGCACGUCGAUGAUCGACGCCCACGCCGGCGGCCUCGGCCUGAUUGGCUGCCAGGCGGAGGGCGUGGCCGCCGCCUUCGACACGCGGCUGGCGCUGAUCUGCGGCACCUCCACCUGCCACAUGGCGGUGUCGCGGGAGGCGGUGUUCGUGGGCGGCGUCUGGGGCCCCUACAAGAGCGCCAUGGUGCCGGGCUUGUGGCUGAACGAGGGCGGCCAGAGCGCCACCGGCAAGCUGCUGGACCACGUCAUCGACACGCACCCGGCCGCCCCUGCAAUCCGCGCCAAACUCCCCGAAAACACGCACAUGGUGGAGUACCUGAACGCGCUGCUGCAGGCGAUGGCCAGAGGGCGGGGCCUGGCCAGCCCCGCCCUGCUCACUGAGGAGCUGCACGUUUACCCGGAUUUCCAUGGCAACCGGCUGCUGGCCGACCCCAGCCUGAAGGGCAUGAUCAGCGGGCUGACGCUGGCCAGCGACGAGGAGAGCCUGGCGCUGCUCUACUUGGCAACGGUGCAGGCGCUGGCGUACGGCACGCGGCAGAUCCUGGAGCGACUGACGCAGGCGGGGUACGACCGGCUGCAGUCCACGCUGAUCUGCGGCGGGCUGAGCAAGAACCCCAUUUUCACGGGGGCGCAGGCCGACGUGUGCAAGCUGCCAGUGGUGUGCCCCCACGAGGUGGAGAGCGUGCUGCUGGGGGCCGCCAUCCUGGGGGCGGCAGCCGCCCAGCACUUUGACAGUCUGGAGGCGGCGGUGCGCGCCAUGGGCGGGGGCGGCACCGCAGUGCCGCCCGACCCCGCCCUCCAGGCCUACCACGACCGCAAGUACCGGGUGUUCCUGCAAAUGCACGCCGACCAGCUGCUCUAUCGGCGCCUGAUGCGCGAAUAAGCAAUGCUGAAUAAUAAAACUGGAAUAAUUAAAG
Dendroctonus ponderosae (mountain pine beetle) is the source of this 1815-nucleotide messenger RNA. RefSeq names its product FGGY carbohydrate kinase domain-containing protein. The record is from RefSeq and is a predicted model, not a curated record. Gene Ontology annotation, molecular function: phosphotransferase activity, alcohol group as acceptor; kinase activity. Gene Ontology annotation, biological process: carbohydrate metabolic process. The transcript is spliced from 8 exons. The coding region runs from base 123 to 1781 and encodes 552 amino acids. NCBI's taxonomy places the organism in Eukaryota, Metazoa, Arthropoda, Insecta, Coleoptera, Curculionidae.